Messenger RNA from Nomia melanderi (Alkali bee), 2025 nucleotides. RefSeq names its product protein FAM50 homolog. Gene Ontology annotation, biological process: chromatin organization. The record is from RefSeq and is a predicted model, not a curated record. Gene Ontology annotation, cellular component: nucleus. Lineage: Eukaryota; Metazoa; Arthropoda; Insecta; Hymenoptera; Halictidae.
UUUUACUACCGUUUUUCAACGCUAGGUGGCGAACAACUUAGAUCGUAAAUGCAUAGAAGUGUACAAAACUGGAAUUGCAUUUCUUUUUUACAGACAGAUCAACCAUUGUGGAAUUGUUUUCAUGUUGUAUAAUCUUAUUUCCAGUUAACAUCAAUAAAUAAAAGAUAUUUAAUUGUGACUGUAACUCAGAUUAAGAGACUAAAUUUUGUUCGAAAUUUUAAAAUAAUUCUAAAACAUGGCACAUUACAAAGGAGCAGCCAGUGAAGCUGGCAGAGCGAUGCAAUUAAUGAAAAAGAGAGAAAUUGCUCAGCAAGAAAUCGAAUUAAGGAAAAAGAAGAUAGAAGAUGAUUUAAAGAUUCACAAUAUAGAGAAUAAAUUUGCAACUCACUAUAAUGCUGUUGAACAACAAUUAAAAACAUCCACUAUCGGUUUAGUGACGUUAAAUGAAAUGAAAGCAAAACAAGAGAAUAUAGUAAAGGAACGAGAAAGGAAACUUGCGCAGAAAGAACGUGAAAAAGAACAAGAAAAAGAGAGAGCUCUUGCCGCGAAGCAAGCUGAGAAGAAUAAACAGAAAAAACAAAUACAAGCUUUAUCAUUUAAUUUGGAUGAAGAUGAUCUAGAAGUUUCUGAUGAAGAGUCAGAAUUGAAAUUAGAAAAAAUGAAAGACCAUGAUGAUGAUGAUAAACCAGUAAUAAAAAAGAUAAAGAAAAAUCCAGAUGUAGAUACAAGUUUCUUACCUGAUAGGGAAAGAGAAGAAGAGGAAAAUAGAUUAAGGGAAGAACUAAGGCAAGAAUGGGCUAGAAAACAAAAUGCGCUAAAAGAAGAAGAAAUUGAAAUAACUUUCAGUUAUUGGGAUGGGUCUGGACACAGACGAAGUGUUGUAAUGAAAAAAGGUAAUUCUAUCUAUCAACUCCUUCAAAGAUGUCUAGAAGUUUUAAGACGUGAAUUCAGUGAAUUGAAAACAGUUAUGGCUGAUCAGUUAAUGUAUGUGAAGGAGGAUCUUAUUCUACCACAUCAUUAUACAUUUUAUGACUUUAUUGUGACAAAGGCACGAGGUAAAAGUGGACCCCUUUUUACAUUUGAUGUUCACGAUGACAUUCGUGUCAUGCAUGAUGCUUCUGUUGAAACAGAAGAAUCUCAUGCCGGAAAAGUGUUGCUUAGAUCUUGGUAUGAAAGGAAUAAGCACAUAUUUCCUGCUAGUAGAUGGGAACCUUUCGAUCCAACUAAAAGUUACGACAAAUAUACGGUAUCCGAUAAAAAUAGGAAAAAGGAUAAAAUUUAAUGUAUAUAGUAUAGAAAAUUAUUGUAUAUGGACAAGACUGUGUUCAAUAGAAGAGAAUGAAUACUAUACAGUAAGUUGAAUAUUGCGGCAGGUAUUAAAUAUUCGAAACUUGUAUUAAUAUAUAUGUAUUUAAUUAUAGUCAUUCGAAAUUUACAAUUUCUUUAAUCAUUAAGGGUAGUGAGUAGGCACUGCUUAAACUAGAAGCCAAAUAUCAUUACAUAUUUUUUGUACAUUUAAAAUAAUGCAUAAAAAUUCCAUUAAGCUAUUCUUAGAAAAAUAUUUCAUAUGUAUCAUUAAUAUAAUAUUUUCAGAGAUGUUUUAUUUUUCGAUGGUCUCAUUUAUGUCAUUUCAGUGUUUCAUUUUGAUUCUGUUAAAAGACCUGACAAUACUAGGAGAAAUUUGACACUGUUACGAAAAAGUUGUAAAUGUAUGAGAUGAAUUAUAUAAUUUUAGAAAAGUACAUUUGCCUCAUACGUUUAUCUCAACUUCGGCGACAUUUAAAAUUGACGAUGGAUCAAUGAUUCGGGCUUCCUUUAUCACUUCAUCCAGAAGAUUUUUAUCGGUAUCUUGCAAACUUUUCAUUGUUGGUACACUGUUUACCGUGGAAAUCACAAUACUCGCAUUAAACACGCUAUCAUGCGGCUUCAUAAAUUGCCCUCGAUCAUUGCGGAAGUCCUUACGAUAGACCUGUUAAUUUAAAAAUUUUAAACAGCAUUUUCCUUAUGAACUUUUUCUCAAACUGU